AUUAGGUGUACCAUAACAAAACACAGAUAAAUAGCAGUUGCAAAGAGAAGAGGGGCAUGAGACACAUGGACAGGUGGAAAUAACUCACUGGUACAAGGCGUGUUUGACAGUAAAUCACAGUCUACAAUCCUAAAUACAGAUCAUACAGAUUUUGUCAUACACAUCAAGAUGAAGACACUGGCAUUGCUCUCACUGAGCUUGGCAGUGGCUCUGGGAAUUCCACCAUUUGCUCCAGGUGUGGCACAAAAUCCUGUUUUGACUGAAGAAGACCAGCGCCCUCUGCUGGGAGACUGGGUUCCUGAGCAGGGCCCUGUGGUGGUGGACGAUCCUCUGCCACAAGUCAGGCUAGGCUCCAAGGAGCAGCAGGAGCCAGUGGACAUGGAGCAGAGCCAGAGUAUGGUGGAACUAGAGGUUAAAGUGAAGCCAGAAGUUGGAGUGGAGAAAGUGGGUGAAGCAGAGCCAGAGGUUAAGAAGGAGCCAGCGUUCAAAGCAGAACCACAGGUUAAACCAGAGCCAGAGGUUAAGGUGGAGCAAGAGGGUAAAGAAAACCCAGAAGUUAAGGAUGAGCAGGAACUAAAAGCAGAGCCAGAGGUUAAGGUGGAGCAAGACGGUAUGGUGGAACUACAGAUUAAAGAAAACCCAGGAGUUAAGGUGGAGCAGGGGCUAAAAGCAGAGCCAGAGACUAAGGUGGAGCAAGAGGGUAAAGAAAACCCAGAAGUUAAGGAUGAGCAGGAACUAAAAGCAGAGCCAGAGGUUAAGGUGGAGCAAGACGGUAUGGUGGGACUAGAGAUUAAAGUAAAGCCAGAGGUUAAGGUGGAGCAGGAGCUAAAAGCAGAGCCAGAGGUUAAGGUGGAGCAAGAGGGUAAAGAAAACCCAGAAGUUAAGGAUGAACAGGAACUAAAAGCAGAGCCAGAGGUUAAGGUGGAGCCAGAGGUUAUGAUGGAGCCAGAAAUUAAGGUGGAUUUAGAGGCUAAUGUGGACCCAGAAGUUUUGGCUGAACCAGAGGUUAACGUGGAGCCAGAGCUCAAAGAUGACCAAGACUUUAAGGUGGAAUCAAAGGUUAAGGUGGAGCCAAAUGUUCAAGAGCCUGAAGUGAAGGCCCUGUUUAAUGAGGAGGAGGUUCAAGAGCAGUUUCAGGUGCAAAUGAACCUCGGGCCAGAGACUGAAACAGGUCGGGAGUUCGAAGAGAGGCACAUUGACAUGGAGAUGGUGGAUGAGCCAAUCAUGGAGCUGGAGCCACUGGAUGACGACAACAUGUUUGAAGAGGAACUGAGCAAUACGGAGCUGUCAGAGGUGGAAAAGUCUUUGAGGGCGGCAUUUCAGAAUCAAGAUCAACCUCUGCCAGAGGAGGAGGAGCUUAUGAGUGAGCAGGACUAUGUUUUAAAUAGAGAACCAAUCGUGGAACUGGAGCCUGAGACGAGGGAAGAGUCCUUUUUACAUCAACAGGUCAUGCAAAAUUCUGCAAUCAUGGAAGAAGGGCCAGCAUUUGACAUUAUGGGGCAGCAGAUGCCAUCUUUAGGGGAUUAUUUCCCAAAUGAAGAGGCUAGGAUGGGGAUGGAUCCUGGCAAACUGCAAGACUCUCUCACAGCAGAGGGGUCAGACUAUUUGAUGAUGGAGGAACCAGGGAGGGAGUUUGUCAGGGAGGAGGAGCUGUCUCCAGUCCUGGAAGACAAUCCUGUGCUUGAUGGAGGUGUUCAGACUGGUGUGGUGCCUCUAAGAGAAAAAAGGGAUUUGAUGAGGCAGGUAGAAGGAAGAUUAUCACCAAAACAAGACAAGCAAGGGUGGAGCUGUUCUUCUGGUGUGAUACUUGAGGGGAAGUGUUACCGGUUCUUCAAAGGGCCAAAGAGGGCUGCAGAUGCUGAAUUCUUCUGCCAAGAACAUUUCCCUGGUGGCCACCUGGCCUCCAUCACAAGCCAACACAUCCACAGAGAGGUGAUGAACAUGAUGCUGUGGCAAAACGGGGCAUAUACACGCACCUGGAUUGGAGGACUACGAUAUUUGGAUACUGGUCGCUUUGUCUGGUUGGAUGGAUCCCGCUGGGGCUAUGCUGAUUGGCUGUCAGGGGAGCCCAAUAACACAGCAGAUUUGGAGGACUGUGUGGAAGUGCUGGCACAUGGAAAUGGAAAGUUCAAUGACUUCACAUGCUGGGAACCUCAGGCUUUCAUCUGCUCUUAUACUUAUUAGUGAAUGUACAGUGAGCUCUUUUUGCAUAUGCUUCUUUGUCUGAUUUGACGUUGGAUGCAGAGUUUAUUGCUUUUUUCUUUAGCUAUACAGUAAAUCAUAUCUUGCAAAGCAAAUGCAUUGGCAGCACACAAUGACUUAAAGUUCCUGAAAACUUAUUUCCUCACUCAGCUACUUAUUAUGAGUAAUUGGAUCCAACAUUAACACACAACUUUCCACCAAAAUUAGAAAUGUUUUGGUUAUUUCACAUGAGAGAUUUCUGUAUUUCUGUUUCUCUUUGUGUUCUUCACUGGUUUGAAGUGGGCGGGCUUAGUUGGAAAAAGGUGAUGUCACACACUCCCGUGCUCCAAUCAGGAUUCAGCAGCAUGUGUAUCAGAAUCUGAUGACAGUUGGUGGUUUUGUUUUGUCAAUCAAAUCUGAACAAACCACAUCCACACAGUCCUGAUGAAACAGAUUAGCUGAGUUGUUGAGUGUUAAAAUUUUAAUAAAUAAUUCCUAGAGAUA
This is a messenger RNA of Siniperca chuatsi (mandarin fish), 2685 nucleotides long. Its product is annotated as probable serine/threonine-protein kinase kinX. The record is from RefSeq and is a predicted model, not a curated record. Gene Ontology annotation, molecular function: signaling receptor activity. The transcript is spliced from 6 exons. The coding region runs from base 169 to 2184 and encodes 671 amino acids. NCBI's taxonomy places the organism in Eukaryota, Metazoa, Chordata, Actinopteri, Centrarchiformes, Sinipercidae.